Aspergillus japonicus CBS 114.51 is the source of this 1078-nucleotide messenger RNA. RefSeq names its product arylamine N-acetyltransferase family protein. The transcript has 3 exons. Gene Ontology annotation, molecular function: acetyltransferase activity. Bases 64 to 1023 code for a protein of 319 amino acids. The record is from RefSeq and is a predicted model, not a curated record. NCBI's taxonomy places the organism in Eukaryota, Fungi, Ascomycota, Eurotiomycetes, Eurotiales, Aspergillaceae.
GCAUUCACAAGCUUUGACUCGACCUCCGAAUCUAAUUGACCUCAACUCAAACCCAGACGAACUAUGGCUGCACCGUCAACGUAUACUCCCGAUAAGCUAGAGCGCUACCUGGAGCGCAUUGGGCUCCCUAAUGCCACUCCUGGUCGCAGUCGACUGGAACAUGUCCGCGACUCUAUCCAAGAAUGUCCUCUGGCCACUUUGACCGAGCUGCAGCGAGCCCACCUGACCUCGAUUCCAUGGGGUAAUUCGGGGCUUCACUACUCCGCGCACCACUCCAUCUCCAUCCGUCCGGCAUGCGUCUACGAGAAACUGGUGUCCCGUGGGCUCGACGGCUACUGCAUGGAGAACACCAUGCUGUUCUACCAUGUCCUCCGAUCGCUGGGGUACACGGUCUAUCCCACCGGAGGGCGAGUGAACACGGCAGCCUCCGAUGCGUCGACCGACAGCCGCAACUGGUUCUUUGUAGGCAUGGGACACAUGGUCUUGAUUGUGACCAUUGACAGCGAGAAAUACGCGGUGGACGUCGGGUUCGGCAACAACGGGCCUACCUGCCCCUUGCCGCUGCAGCAUGAAAGUGCACGGGUGAACGUGGCUCCCUCGGAAAUGCGGCUCAUCUACGAUACUUUGCCCGAGUUCGUGGACCAGACGCAGAAGGUCUGGAUCUACCAGGUCCGGUAUACGCGGGACAGCACCUGGAUGCCCAUGUACUCGUUCUCCGAGGUGGAGUUCUUCCCGCAGGAUUUCGAGGUCAUGAACUUUGCCACCAGUCAGCGGCGAACGAGCUGGUUCACCCAGACGCUGGUUUGCACGCGGAUGCUGCGUGAUGACAGCGGACAAGGAAUUAAAGGGCUCUGUGUCCUGGCCGGAAACACAGUGAAGGUAAGGGUCGCCGGGCAUUCGGAGGUGGUCGAAACCUUGGAAAGCGAGGACGACCGCGUCAAGGCUUUGGCCAAAUGGUUCGACAUGCACCUCCAAGAGCAUGAAAUCGAAGGCAUUCGCGGCUUGGUUUCUCAGAUCAAAUAGAAUGUUUAGACAUUUUUGGGAACUCUACCGUGGCAGCGAGGAAGUCGCUGGCUCG